Molecule: messenger RNA, 435 nt
Organism: Akanthomyces muscarius
Lineage: Eukaryota; Fungi; Ascomycota; Sordariomycetes; Hypocreales; Cordycipitaceae
Exons: 2
Coding region: 1-435 (144 amino acids)
Source: RefSeq, a predicted model, not a curated record
AUGUGGCCCGUCAUUGGCAAGAAGCAGGACAAUAUUGAAAGUAAUGACGGAUCCUAUGUAGGUUUCGACGGAACCGAGACCACAUGGCACAUCCACCCCUUCAGCUUCUACACUAUUUCCCAACUGCUAGACCGAAGGGCACAGCUCGUCUUGGCGUUGCCGUCUCGCCUCGUUACGCCCAGCUUCAUCUUUCCCACAGCGCCCCAAAUAUCCGCCGCCAUCAUCCACACACACCCCUGCCUGUGGGAAACCUCCUUCUCAGCCUGCCGCCCCUCCCCUGUUACGCUUCAUGAAUUGGUUGCAAGAACGCACAUCAGCGUCUUGGCGCGUAGAGCUGCGCGGCGCACCCCAAAAAAAUGGCCUACACAUUGUUUGAUGCGCGGGCUGGACCUCCCUAGCUAUAUAGUCUGCUCAUGCUCGCCCGCCUUGUCUUGA